Messenger RNA from Daldinia vernicosa, 1069 nucleotides. RefSeq lists its product as uncharacterized. Bases 374 to 604 code for a protein of 76 amino acids. The record is from RefSeq and is a predicted model, not a curated record. NCBI's taxonomy places the organism in Eukaryota, Fungi, Ascomycota, Sordariomycetes, Xylariales, Hypoxylaceae. The transcript has 3 exons.
UCUUUCAAAUUUAUGAGAUAGAUUCGGCGUAUAAUUUUGCUAAAUGUGAGGAUAGUAUCGACGGCGUGACGAUGUUCGAUUAGUACCAGAUGAUGCGUUUACAUCCUUAGCUAUGGUCCACACAGACUUCAUCAAGUUGCCAAUUGUGUCUAGUUUAUGAGGCGCAUAUGAUAUCAUUAUAAUUAGUAGAUGAUGCGAAUAACGAACGAAAUGACGUCUCUUUCAAACCUUCACUUCAGUAAUCCGCUCGACUGAUUUGUAUUUGAAGCGCUCGAAUCUCUCGAUAGUAAGUGUCUGGAAGAAUUUUCCUUCAACUUCAUCAUUCAAGUAACUUAUUCGCCACCGGUCCAAGCCUUAACUCGAUAUUUUCAAUAUGGCGCCCAGGUACAAGAAAGGCCUAACGGUCAAAUACAAGCCUGUCGGAGGACCUGAUUCGCACACUCCGGAGAGCGUUGGAAGAAUUGUCGGUGUCCUUACCGAACCAGGUAUACAGGCGGAUAGGAACGUUCAGGCCAGCCCUGAUAAUCCUCGAUACGAGAUCAUCAACGAAAAUACCGGGAAGGCAUCCACAAUUUACGAGAGCAACAUUCUCGGCUUGGCCUAGUAAAGGAGUCGUAACCAAGUUGCCGGUAUAUGUAAAAACACCGUUUUUCACAAUGUCUCGAGGGUACAUGUCAGCGGCGGUCCGUACACUGCAAUAGGACGGUUAACUUCUGAUGGAAUGGUCCGAGAUUCUUGAUGGUCAAAUAAACUGGCUUAUUGUAAUAUAUUUAGUUCGACGACUGCAAUUAAGUUACGCGUAACCACGACACAUUUGAAUUAGGUAUGUUAUUGUCUUACAACCUUGUAUCGAUGGCUCGAAAAUCAUUGCUGCCUAAACCAAUUUCGCCUGUUCGCCGUAUCUCCCCUAUUGAAGGUUGUUAGAAACAGACGCAAUUAUAGGUUAGGUUUGGGGCAGCCAUAGGAGUUUUGAAUAUUUGAAGGUGUGGAAUUUAUAAUUCGUAAUUUACAAUUUAUCGUGAAUAUAUUUAUCGUGAAUAUAAUACGUGGUAAAUAACGUCGAGUGAAG